CAAUCCUUCCUUCAAGAACACAUGACCAACCAGGGCAGAAACACACAGAUCCGCUGCGUUUGCCAACAUGAUCAAAACUUGGACUUUUUUACUGUCUUUUGUUUUCUUUGUCUUCAGUUUUGCUGUUGUUUUUGCCCAGACGGCAAGUCCAGUAACAAACUGCACUAUAAAAUCCAACACAACUUGUGAAGAAUGUCUGAAGAUUGUUUCGUGUUUGUGGUGCAUCUCAAGCCAGAAAUGCAUCGACUAUCCAGUGAAGAGCGUUCUACCAUCUCGUAGUGUCUGUCCUCUCUCAGAUGCACGAUGGGGAAUGUGCUGGAUGAAUUUCCAGACUCUCAUCAUUACCAUCUCUGUGAUCGCCGGGGUGAUCCUCGUCGCCAUAUUCGUCUGCUGCUUCUGCUGCUGUAAAUGUGAAAACAUUGGGUCUAAGAGGAAUGAUGAGCGAAUGGAGAGACAAGCUCAUCUGAAAAGUUUUCGCAAAGAGGAGAGGAAAGCAGAGAUGAGGAAGAGACAUGAUGAAAUGCGAUUGAAAUAUGGUUUGACAAAGGAUAACCAGUACUCCAGAUUUGAGAACAGCUAAGAAACUUUUGAUGAUGCUCCACUGUUGACUUUUCUUAAUACCUCUCAAAAAUGAACACAUUUCCUUGCAUAUCCAGCACUCCAUUUUUAUUUGAUUGUACUAGUUGCCAGCUGGCCACAGAAGCAUACAUAAAUUUGAUUUAUUCAUACCUAGAUUUUUAACAGAUCUGCACGCAAACCACAAUUUAGACAUUGUAUUGUAAAAAAGCUUUGUAAAUGUAGUACCCUGAUGACUUUUUGCAAAUCCAAAUAAGUGACAAAAUAAAUUCAGCAAGAUGUGUUGAUAAUUGAGUGCAUUGGGCCAAACCUGAUUUUUGGUUGGCUGCACAUGUCAUUUAAUGUAGCUUUUUAAUCAGAUUAAACUAGGACUUGCCUUGCAUAAAUUAUAAAUUGAUAUUUCAAUAUAACUUGGUUUUGUGUUUGUCAAUGUUUUAAUCACUAGCUCUUUGUAAUUACCAAAUGGUUGAUAUAUCAGUGUGAUUUACAAAGCCAAAUAAACUUGGAUUAAAAGUGAA
Molecule: messenger RNA, 1094 nt
Organism: Pimephales promelas (fathead minnow)
Lineage: Eukaryota; Metazoa; Chordata; Actinopteri; Cypriniformes; Leuciscidae
Gene: pttg1ipb
Product: PTTG1 interacting protein b
Biological process (GO): protein import into nucleus
Cellular component (GO): nucleus; cytoplasm
Source: RefSeq, a predicted model, not a curated record